Tetrahymena thermophila SB210 is the source of this 2325-nucleotide messenger RNA. Its product is annotated as vacuolar protein sorting-associated protein 35 containing protein. The transcript has 7 exons. The record is from RefSeq and is a predicted model, not a curated record. Gene Ontology annotation, cellular component: retromer, cargo-selective complex; retromer complex; late endosome. Gene Ontology annotation, biological process: intracellular protein transport; retrograde transport, endosome to Golgi. Lineage: Eukaryota; Ciliophora; Oligohymenophorea; Hymenostomatida; Tetrahymenidae.
AUGUAAGAAGACGUUGAUUAGGAGAGACUAUUAGAUUAGGCUCGUUAAAAAGUAAAAGAAUAAGCUUACUUUAUGAAAAAAGCAUUGGAUCAAGUCAAUUUAAGGGAUGGCUUGAGACACGCUUCCACCAUGUUAGAAGAAUUAGGUGUUAGGGAAUAGGUUUAAUUAAAUCCAAAAAACUAUUACAUAGUGUUUAUGCAAAUUUUUGAUGAGCUCCGUACUUUAGAAUAAUAUUUUAAAGAAGAAUACAGAAGAGGCCGUAAAAUGAUGGAUUUGUAUGAGUCUGUUUAGCAUGCUACUAAGUUAAUUCCUAGACUUUAUCUUUUAAUCACAGUUGGUUCUGUUUAUAUUCAAACUCAUGAAGUAGGUGCCAAGGAAAUUCUUCUCGAUUUGUUAGAAAUGAUUAAAGCAGUUCAACAUCCUACAAGAGGUCUAUUUUUACGUUAUUAUUUCCUUAAAAUGUGCAAAGAUCGUCUCCCCGAUAAGGACUCUGAAUAUUUUGGAGAAGGCGGUGAUGUUGAUGAUUGCAUUAACAUUAUUACUAGAAAUCUUAAUGAAAUGAAUAAGUUGUGGAUCAGAAUGAGCGGAAAGUCUAGAGAUAAACCAAGAAGAGAAAAGGAAAGAGUAGACUUAAAGAUUACAGUAGGUGAAAAUAUUCAUAGAUUGAGCAGCUUGGAAGGUGUAAAUAGUGAAAUUUAUUAAACUACCGUUUUACCUAAAUUACUUGAUUUGAUUGUUAGCUCUAAGGAUGCUAUUUCUUAAAAUUAUUUGAUAGAUUGCGUUAUCUCUUGUUUCCCUGAUGAGUAUCACUUGAUAACCCUUCACGAUAUUUUAGGUGUUUGUACUACCCAACUUGAGCCUAAAGUUGACAUCAAGUCAAUCUUCAUAUCCUUGAUGGAUCGUUUGGCUGAAUAUGCUCUCCGUUCAGAAGACGUUUAGGCUACUUUCAACUCUGAUAACCACAUUUAUUCUAUGUUCAAAAAUAACAUUGACAAUUUGGUUGAAAGAUCUAGCAGUACUGAAUUUAAAAAUGUUUUAGAUUUAAUGGUUGCAUUUUUGAAGUUCUCUUUGAGAUGUUAUUCAUCAAACGGCGAUUAUGUUAACUAAAUUUUAAAAAGCUGUGUUAAGAUUUGUGAAAAGUAACAUGAAUAGGAUUUCUAAGAUGAUUGCUUAAAGAAUAUUGUCAAAUUUUUGACCAUGCCCCUUGAAACUAUGUCCUUAACAAUUCUCACUAUGGAUGAAUAUCCCAACUUGAUGAAGUACUUACCUUUCUCUAAAAGACGUUAAGUCGCUUAAAAGAUUACCUAAGCAGUUGUUAGCUUAAAGAGAAACAUUAAUGAUUAGAAAAUUGCAGAAUAAUUAGUUCUCUUUAUCCAUCCCUUAUUAGUAACUGAAAAAGACUAUAUUGAAGUUUCCUAAAAUGAUUUUGAAGAAGAAUAAAAUUUAGUUUGCAAAAUGCUUCAUCUUGUUCAUCAUGAUGACGCUUAAGAGUAUUGGAAUAUUUUAAGACUCUUCUUUGAUAACUUCUAAAAAGGAGAAAUUAAGAGAUAGAAAUUCACUUAUCCUACCAUGUUCUACGCUCUUGCCAAAUUCACUCGCUCAGUCUAUGAAAAGAACUAACAAAAUGAAGUCCUCAAUUACAAUAACAUUUUUGAGAUUAUGAAGUAAUUGAUUGAAACUUUAGCUUAGGAAUAUCACUCACUUGCCCUCAAGCUCUACAUUUAGUUCAUUUUAAUUAUAAAUGAAUUCGACCAUGAAAAAACUCUUGAUGAAUUCACAUAUGAUAUUGCUACAACAGCUUUAACUAUUUAUCAAGACGAUCUAGGUGAUGCUGAUAUUAAGCUCUAAGCAAUUUAGGUAAUUAGUGGUGCCCUUAACAAAGUCUCAUGCUUAAGUGAAGAAAACUAUGACACUCUUUCAUCAAACACCACCUAAUAUUCUGCCAAGUUACUUAAAAAGCAAGAUUAGGUUCUCUCAAUAUUAAAUUGCACUCAUCUCUUCCAUGGUGAACUUAUUAAAGAUGAAGAAUCUGUUAAGAAAUGUUUAAAGAAAGCUAUUAAAAUAGCUUAAACUUUACUUAAAACCUAAAAUAAGAGUAUUAACUUGUAUAUUUAUAUCUUGAAUCGUUACUUCGUAUUCUGGAAUUAUGUUCAAUUUGAUGCAGCAGAGGUUCAAGAGCUUAUUAAUAUUAUCAAUGAAAAAAUUGGAACUUUAGAAAAAUCAGCUGAAACUGAUGCUCUCUAAAAAUAUUGGAGAAAUACAGUAUAAUAUAUUAAAUCAAAGUAAGAAUAAAAUAUAGCUGGAUUCGCUGAGCUUCAUGUUUGA